This is a messenger RNA of Salvia hispanica, 2447 nucleotides long. It is a transcript of the gene CYP59, whose product is annotated as cyclophilin 59. Gene Ontology annotation, biological process: protein peptidyl-prolyl isomerization. NCBI's taxonomy places the organism in Eukaryota, Viridiplantae, Streptophyta, Magnoliopsida, Lamiales, Lamiaceae. The record is from RefSeq and is a predicted model, not a curated record. Gene Ontology annotation, cellular component: nucleus. Gene Ontology annotation, molecular function: RNA binding; peptidyl-prolyl cis-trans isomerase activity; zinc ion binding.
UUUGUCUGUCCAUUGUCGACCCAUCGAACCAACCCUCUCUUCACUAUCUUCUUCUUCUCAGUUCCUUCCGACGAAUUGAUUCAAAUCACCCUUGCUGCCUUACGCAUCCAGAUUUGUUUAAAACUUCGAUUGAGUGUGGUAGCAAAGAUUAGCAUAGUUGAUCACUGUUAUUACAAUCUCUCCCUACCGCUUCAACCAUCUUCUGCAAAUCCCCCAAUUUACGAAAUCCUCUUUUUUCUGUCAAACUCCGGCACACAACUCCGUCAUACUCCCCGACACAUCACCAAUCGCGAGGCAGUUUUUGAACUUCCACACCUUCUAGACUUCUAGUUCAAUUCCUUUUUUCAGAAACACUAGAAAUUUUGUCUGAAUUUAGUUUCCCACUCCAUUGCUUUUAUUCACUUUGACGGCCUCUGCAUUUUUUCUUUCUGGGAGUUUGCAGCUAAAACCCUGACUUCUAUUUUACCAAAAAAAUUCGUUAACUGGACAAGUGCAUGAAAGAUGUCGGUCAUGCUAGUUACGAGUUUGGGAGAGAUUGUGGUGGAUUUGUUCACUGAUCGUUGCCCUUUGACCUGCAAGAAUUUUCUCAAGCUCUGCAAAAUGAAGUACUACAAUGGAUGCCUCUUUCACACGAUACAAAAGGAUUUUACUGCACAGACAGGUGAUCCGACAGGGACUGGAUCUGGUGGUGAUUCUUUGUAUAAAUUCUUAUACGGUGACCAGGCUCGUUUUUUUGGCGAUGAAAUACACCUUGAUGUGAAACAUUCAAAGAUCGGAACUCUGGCCAUGGCUAGUGCUGGGGAGAAUCUUAAUGCUUCUCAGUUCUAUAUCACAUUGCGGGAGGACAUUGAUUACCUGGAUGGCAAACAUACUGUGUUUGGAGAGGUUGCUGAAGGGCUGGAGACACUUACUAGAAUAAAUGAAGCCUAUGUGGAUGAAAAAAACAGACCCUAUAAAAACAUCAGGAUCAAACACACUUACAUAAUAGACGAUCCUUUCGAAGAUCCUCCGCUACUAGCUGAGCUGAUCCCAGAUGCUUCACCUGAAGGAAAACCAAAAGAUGAAGUUGAUGAUGAUGUGAGACUGGAAGAUGACUGGAUCCCUAUGGAUGAACAACUUAACCCCCAAGAGCUUCAGGAGGUCUUGCGUGAAAAGGCCGCGCAUACCAGUGCAGUAUUACUUGAGACUAUAGGGGACAUUCCUCAAGCUGAGAUGAAGCCUCCUGAAAAUGUAUUGUUUGUGUGCAAGUUGAAUCCAGUGACUGAGGAUGAUGACUUGCAUACGAUAUUUUCUCGCUUUGGAGUUGUAACAUCUGCUGAAGUUAUCCGAGAUCACAAAACUGGGGACAGUCUGUGCUACGCAUUUAUAGAAUUUGAAGACAAAGAUGCAUGUGAAGAAGCAUAUUUUAAGAUGGACAAUGCUCUUAUUGAUGACCGGAGAAUACAUGUUGACUUUAGUCAAAGUGUUGCAAAGCUGUGGUUCCAAUAUAAAGGCAAAGGUCGAAUAGGUGGAGGUGCUGGGUGCUUCAAAUGCGGUUCUCUUGAUCACAUUGCUAAGGACUGCCCUGGAGGUCCCACUGCCGCCGGACAACCGCUUUCCAAAUAUAUGCUGAAAGAUGAUAAUACUCAACGUGGAGGAGACAGAAGCACGAGGUAUGAGAUGGUUUUUGAUGAAGAUGAAGAUGAUGGAGGGCCAAGGCAUAAUAAAAGGAGAAGAGACUAUAAAGAUGAACAGAGUGACGAUAAGCAUGACAACAGACAUCGUGAUGAAAGGAGAAGGGAUACGCAUGAUCGGCCGAGUCGAUAUGAAAAAAGUAAGAGCAGGGAAAAUGAGGGUUAUGCACGGCGUCAAAUAAGUCCACACAGGAGAGGAGCAAAAGACUAUUCGGACAGAAAUGGCGGAGAUGAGAGAGAACGCAGAAGAAGGCAUGGCAGUGGGGACCGUGAAAAGAAGGAUGGAGAUGAUGCUGGCCACGGACACACACACAUUAGGGAUACAGUUAAGUACGAAAAGAAGCGUGUAGAUGACGUCGACCAUGGAGACAGGAGAAACGAAGAUGAGAUCAGAAGGAGAAAUGGCAAUGAAGAUGUACGAGGGAGUCACAGGAACAGACAUGAUUCUGAAGAUGAUAAAUAUAAUCAUAAACGUAGGGAUGAAGAGCGACGCUCAGAUAAGAGAAGCUCGAGAGGUGAUGAUUAUCGCGGAACUAGUAGGAGGAACUGAGUUGAGAAAGUGCCUUCUCUCUGUGGCUGGGAAAGGUGAAAACGUUCUAGUCGAUCAUUUGGCUUUCAUCCUAGAUUUAAGUAAAGGUACAGAUGCUAUGCAGGAUUCUUAUAAAAAUUGUACUGGUUAUAGAGCAGAGUUUUAACUGAAUCCCGCGUCAAAAAGAUACUGAUACAAAUGAUUUGGGGUUUUCAUUGAAGUGAAAAUUUUUCAAUGCUGAUUCA